Belonocnema kinseyi is the source of this 1773-nucleotide messenger RNA. It is a transcript of the gene Ppat-Dpck, whose product is annotated as bifunctional coenzyme A synthase. The transcript has 5 exons. Gene Ontology annotation, biological process: coenzyme A biosynthetic process. Gene Ontology annotation, molecular function: ATP binding; dephospho-CoA kinase activity. Bases 184 to 1584 code for a protein of 466 amino acids. The record is from RefSeq and is a predicted model, not a curated record. NCBI's taxonomy places the organism in Eukaryota, Metazoa, Arthropoda, Insecta, Hymenoptera, Cynipidae.
CCUCAAAACAGUUGUUAAAAAAAGGUUAAAGUUAUCGUUAAUUAUCGUGCUGAACUGUAUUAUUCUCAAAAAAUCUUGCGAGUCAUUCGCGCAAAUCUUGUUUUGAUUAAGCGAUGAAAUGCAUUGAGGAUAUUCAUGGCUAAAGACCAAUGGAAAAUCAAUGGUUGAUAUAAGCUAAAAACAAUGGCAAACACAGGAUUACUCGUAUUAACAAAUCCAGCAAGAGCAACAAAGUUGCUGCCAGUGAUAAAAGAACACGUCCUGAAGACACUUUACAUACAAUAUUUCCCAGACCGGAAUAUCUUUAUUUCUGGUGCCUAUUCUCUCUCUUCUCAAAAAUGGAAGGGUCCUCGUCAUGCUCAAACAAUAGACAAUAUCUACGCAUUUGCUUCCACAGUCUCGUCUCGUUUAGAUGUCCGAGUUUUACUCUCGAGUCUAAAAAGUCCGAAUGUUUCUAUUAUUCACACAAAGCGUCCGGUCGAGCUCGUGAUUUUCGAUCAGACCUACAGCAAAAAGGAGGCCGAUACUUUCAUGCAGGAUUAUCUUUCUAACACUUCCAUGGGCUGCAAAUUUAUCAACGUCGAUGAAAAUAGAGAGGAGGAAACCUCGAUGGAAAAUGGGGAAGAUGCUGAAAAAGGAGAGGAAAAAGUGUACAAAAAUGUUGUGCUUGGUGGCACCUUUGAUCGAUUGCAUAGUGGUCACAAGAUUUUAUUGAGCGAAGCAGUUUUACAUUGUACGGAAAAACUCACUGUUGGGGUCACGGAUACAAAUAUGUUGAAAAGCAAGAUUCUCUGGGAAUUAAUUGAACCCUGUGCAAAGCGAAUAACAGCAGUGAAGGAUUUUCUCGAAGAUGUUGAUCCUUCCUUAAAAUACGAGGUGGUCCCAAUAUCCGACAUGUACGGACCAACAAAAGACGAUCCAAACAUGGAUCUUAUUGUCGUCAGUGAAGAAACUGUACGAGGUGGUGCCAAAGUAAAUGAAAUUCGCCUUCAACGAGGAUUAUCGAAAUUGGAUGUCCACGUUGUCAAAUUAAUGCAGGACCAGAGUCACGACGAGCAUGAAGAAUCCAAGAUCAGUUCUAGUAAUCAAAGGAUAAGACUAUUAGGCACGAGACUUCGAGAACCUAAUAGAAAGGAUAAAUCUUUGAGGCCUUAUGUAAUCGGUCUCACUGGAGGAAUCGCUAGUGGGAAGUCUUCGAUUGCCGAAAAAUUAGAAAGAUUGGGAGCUGGUCAUGUAAACUGUGACAAAAUAGCGCACGAUUUGUAUGCGCCUGGAAGAGAAUGUUAUAAUUUAAUAGUUGAACAUUUUGGCCCCGGCAUACUGAAUUCGGAGGGAGCUAUAGAUAGGAAAGCUUUAGGCAAUAUUGUCUUCAAGAAAAAGGCUAUCAAGCGUGUAAUGGAACGAAACUCGCUGAGUGAAGAUGAAGCAAGACAACGAAUUACUGUUCAACCCAGCAAUGUGCAGCAGGUGAAUGAAGCAAAUGUAGUUGUUUCCACUUUAUGGAGUCAUGAAGUGACUCAAAAACAAGUACAAAAAGCAUGGGAUGAACUGAAAGCCUACCUCGAUGAAACGUCUCAGAGUUAAUAAAUAAAAGGUUUGGGAAACAUUUUUUAUAUUGAUAAUGGGGUUUUUUUUAAUAUUCACCUAUCUGUCUAUUAAUUUUAUCAACAUAUCUUUUUUUUAGUAACUUUGUAAGAUUUUAUUUUGUAUUUUCUAUUGGAAAUUACUAUUUUUACAUUAAUUUAGUAAAAUAUUGACUCUAUCAUGUAACUA